AUGAAAUAUUCGAAUCCUAAGAAACUCUCAAUUCAUUUAGAUUUCGCAGCAUUUAAAGCUGAAUUUUAGAAUUCUUUACCAUCUUCAACUAAAAAAAUAAGUACUCAACCAAAUAGUCCAAAUGGGAUUACCAAAAAUAUUAAAACUCAAUAACCUUUAAUACUAGUUUAAAACUCUCUAUCGAGUUAAAAUAUAUUGUCUCCAUAAUAGAAGAAGUCAACAGAUUUCGAAAGUACUUUCAGCAAAUUCCCUCUUCUUGUUGAUUAAUUUGUUAAGCUAUAUAAUUUAAGCAAAAGCGAAACCGGUGAAUUGACAGGGUUAAAACAAGUAAUUAAUCUUGAAAUUUUAGGUCUAUUAUUAUAAGCCAUAGAAGAUAUCAUCAGAAGGACCAAAUGGUGAUUAUUUAGCUCAUCCUAAGGAUCAUGUUAGAUAUCAAUAUGAAAUUAUAUAACAAAUAGGAUCUGGAAGUUUUGGACAUGUAUUUGAAGUAAUAGAUCAUAAAACAAAAAAUACGGUUGCUUUGAAAAUAAUUAGAAAUUAAGACAAUUUAAAAAAAUAAGCAUAGGUUGAAACAAAUAUCUUACUUGCAAUAUAAGCAAAAGAUCCUAUGAAUAUCUAAUCAAUAGUUAAAUUAUAAGAUCAUUUUACAUUUAGAGGACAUUAAUGUUUAGUUUUUGAGAAAUUGGACUGCACUUUAUUUGAAAUGUUGAAAUAUCAAUUAUUUAGAGGAUUUGAUUAUGAAACUUUAAAGAAAAUAGCCUAUUAGAUAGUGAAAGGCCUGAUUUUUUUAAGGUAAUGCAAUAUUGUACAUUGUGAUUUAAAACCAGAAAAUAUUAUGAUUAGCGAUAUGCAACAAAAAAUAAUUAAAAUAGUUGAUUUUGGAACUGGAUGUUUUGAAGGUAAUUAAUUUUAUACUUAUAUUUAAAGUAGGUAUACAAUUUAAAAUAUAUUAGAUAUUAUCGAGCUCCUGAAGUAUUUUUUGGUUUAAAAUAUGGUUAUGAAAUAGAUAUGUGGAGUUUGGCAUGUGUAAUAGUUGAACUUCAUACUGGAAAGCCUUUGUUUCCUGGAGAAAAUGAAGUAGAUCAAUUUAAUUUGAUAAUGGAAGUUAUAGGUAUUCCAAAAGUUGAAUUUGCUUUGAAAUGCCCUAGAAAAAAGAUGUUCUUUGAUGAUUAAGGACAUCCUAAGAAAACUAUUAAAUAAUAUAGAAAACCAAAAUCAAUUAAUUUAAAUGAAUUACUUAAAACAACAGAAGAGGAUUUAGUUGAUUUCAUACAAAAGUGUUUAGUUUGGGAACCAGAAUUAAGAAUGAAAGCUAAUGAAGCAAUUUAACAUCCUUGGAUAAAAGGAUAAGCCUUAUAAGAAAAAAAUAAAGUGAUUUCAUUUCGUAAUUUUAAAGAGAAUCAAAUAAAUAAAAUAACAAAAUAAUAAUUUAAAGAAUCAUUUGAUAAAAAGAUCAUGGGAACAAUAGAAAAAACAAAGGCUUUGAUUGCUCAUAAUAAAAAUAAUAGUUAACCUACUAUAUUAAAUAGUGCAAGGAAUCAAGAAUUAUCUAGUUUUAGAUAGAGAUAAUAGAUGGUUUAAUCUAUUCAUUAAAUAUUAAGAUAAACAAAUACAAAAAAGAGUUCAUUCAUCAGAAAACCAUCUAUUGAAUGA
Molecule: messenger RNA, 1653 nt
Organism: Paramecium pentaurelia
Lineage: Eukaryota; Ciliophora; Oligohymenophorea; Peniculida; Parameciidae
Source: the annotation of a GenBank genome assembly